Corticium candelabrum is the source of this 1438-nucleotide messenger RNA. Its product is annotated as sterol carrier protein 2-like. The coding region runs from base 9 to 1301 and encodes 430 amino acids. Lineage: Eukaryota; Metazoa; Porifera; Homoscleromorpha; Homosclerophorida; Plakinidae. The transcript is spliced from 9 exons. The record is from RefSeq and is a predicted model, not a curated record. Gene Ontology annotation, molecular function: acyltransferase activity, transferring groups other than amino-acyl groups.
UUGCAACAAUGUCAAGGCCUGCGUUUGUUGUCGGUGUUGGAAUGACGAAAUUUGAGAAACCUCUGACUAGAGCUUGGGACUACCCUGACAUGGGACGAGAAGCAGCUUCUGCAGCUCUCAGAGAUGGUGGGCUGUGUUAUGAUGAUGUGCAGGCUGUGUGUGCGAGCUAUUGCUAUGGAGAGCCAACAUCAGGUCAAAGAGUAGCUUACGAACUUGGUCUAACGGGCAUUCCCAUAUUCAAUACAAACAACAACUGCAGCUCUGGAUCAUCAGCUCUGAUGAUUGCAAGACUCCUGAUUCAAAGUGGUGCGUUUGAUUGCGUGCUGGCUGUUGGAUUUGAGAAGAUGGAACGAGGACUUUCGGAGCGAUACACAGACAGGGCGUCUCCGGUUGAAAGGCAUAGAGCUUCUCUGAUUGAGAUGGGAGCUGAUGUACGACCGGUCACUCCCAAGAUGAACAACAUGACUUCUGAUGUUAUUAAGAUGUUUGCUUAUGCAGCAAACGAACACAGCAGACUAUACGGCACCACACCUGAUCAAUACGCACGCAUAGCACACAAAAACAGAAAGCACGGCUCCAACAAUCGUUACGCUUGCUUCCAAAGUGAAAUUUCACUACAGCAGGUCGCCAAGCAACCUCUCUUGUAUCCAAUCACAACAGGCAUGUCGGCCAUGACUGCUGAUGGUGGAGCUGCAGCGAUUCUCUGCAGUGAGCAGUUCAUGCAUCUUCACAGGUUGGAAAAAAAUGCUAUGGAGAUUGUUUCCCAGCAUAUGGUGACGGACAUUCCUUCGUCGUUUGGAAAAAGUUUCCGGAAUCUUUGUGGAGUGGAAAUGUCACGGUUGGCUGGACAACGAUGUCUACGAGAUGCAGCAAUGUCGAUUAGAGAUGUUGAUGUAUUGGAAGUUCAUGACUGUUUCUCGUGCAAUGAGCUGUUCAUGUAUGAAGCAUUGGGAAUGUGUGGUGAGGGCAAAGGAGGUGGACUGAUUGAUGAGGCAGAAUGGGUGAAGAAUGCUGCAGGGGGUGAAGUAUGUGUCGUCGGGAAUCAAUGGGUCGUCAACCCAUCUGGUGGUCUGGAAUCCAAGGGUCAUCCCAUUGGUGCAACUGGUCUUGCUCAGUGUGCCGAGCUAAACUGGCAACUUCGUGGCGUUGCUGGCAAACGUCAGGUUGACGGCUGCAGAGUUGCUAUGCAACAUAACUUCGGGUUGGGCAGUGCAGCUGUGGUUACUCUGUAUCAAAAAUACAAACCAGAGCAGCCACUCUCUGUCAACCACAUGAAACCUCCAACGGCUUCAAAGCUCUGAACUGUACUAGGGAAGUCGGUUGGACACAACACUAUUUGUAAUCUGAUGCUUUCAAAAUAAUCAAUAAAAUAUAAUUAAUUAGUUAUGUUAUCUCACUGCUGGUGGUUACACCGUACACGCCACAUGUGAGAAUAGCG